This is a messenger RNA of Desarmillaria tabescens, 934 nucleotides long. RefSeq lists its product as uncharacterized. The transcript is spliced from 2 exons. The coding region runs from base 241 to 567 and encodes 108 amino acids. The record is from RefSeq and is a predicted model, not a curated record. Lineage: Eukaryota; Fungi; Basidiomycota; Agaricomycetes; Agaricales; Physalacriaceae.
ACAUUUCGCAUAAACAGGAGUGCUCACGUUCAGUGGGCUACCAGACAAGUGUUCAUCCUCAACCAUGUCUCUUCUAGCCCUUGUCUUCCACGUCAGUUUCAAGCACCGGAUUAUAGUGCUGCUGGAUCCUGUCCCAGUUCAUUCACAAAGGAGCACCAUACAUCCCAGCAACAUAUAGCAAAGGAAAGCGGGCGAUUCUAGAGGAUUCGAUAUCUCAAUUCGGUUCCCCCCGAUAUCGAUAUGGAUCAAACACGAGGUGGAUCUCCUUCAUUGUGUUGUACACUCAUGGAUCUUGAACAUAGUCCUAGACAUGAAGGAAUCUUUGCUCGCAGGUUCCUUUUGUGUGAACGACUGGCCAGGGACUUCUCCCUCGGUGAGCUAAUCACUCAAUCCACCUGCUGUGAUACAUAUUUCGUGGCGUGUUGCUACCACCGGACCUUCAAAGGGGACCUAUUUCCCUGUCACAACUUCAGGCUCAUCUUCAUCGAAGGGGCGUGUUCUAAUAAUGGGCAAGUGGUCGCGACCGCAGGGAUUUGGAUUGGUAUGGAAGGCUGUGAGAGGGACUAGUGGAGCAUUCCUGGCGAUAAAUUGGAUCUGGGCGCUAAGAGGAGCAGUCAACGUGCGGAGCUGUUGGCUGCCCUUGAAGGACUCGAGAUGAUGCGUAAGCAGCACUUUGAGACGGAUGUAGAAGAAUACCGCAACAAGAAGAGGCAUGAAUUGCAGACGUUCAAGACCCAUAACACGAGAGGCAGCUCGGGUCUGGUGACUCGUCCUCAGUGGAUCAUUGCAUUCGACUCGGAGAAUAUUGUGUUGGGCAUGACGGAGUGGUUACCCAAAUGGAAGACGAAAAGAACGCGCGUGUUCAAAGGAAAACUGUGGCCUGCGAAUCUUGAUAAUUAGAUGAGGCUAUCAGUUUUGCGGAGAGAUAGGGUAU